AUGAAACAUAGCAUCCAGCUCGUCUCUACGGCGAAGAACGGCUCACUGGAGAAGCUCAAGCCCAUCAGAGCGAAUAGCCCCGUUGCCGUUCGCGGAAGAGUUCAGGCAAAACAGGCGAAAGGCUCGGAGAUGGAGAAGACUGAUCCUUGGGAGAUUCAGGUGGAUGAUGUGCAUGCUCUCAACGACUUCCCGAAAGACAUUCUCAUGAAGUCCGACACGGUUUUCGCCCCGAAACACAGAUACCUACAACUACGAGUCGACAGCGAACUGCGGGAAGCACUCCGAUUCAGAGCCCAAGUGCAUAACAUCUGCAAAGAGGAGCUGGAACAAUGUCGACCUGCGUUUGUGGAGAUUGAGACACCGCUUCUGUUCAAAUCUACGCCAGAAGGCGCUCGCGAAUUCCUCGUUCCAACCAGGAAAAAGGGUCUGGCAUACGCCCUUCCCCAAAGCCCGCAGCAAUACAAGCAGAUUCUCAUGGCCAGCGGCAUCCCGCGCUACUACCAAUUCGCGCGCUGCUUCCGCGAUGAGGAUCUCCGUGCGGACAGACAACCGGAGUUCACACAGCUGGAUCUCGAGAUGUCCUUCGCCACUGGGGACGAUGUGAUGCGGACGGUCGAAGGUAUCAUCCGUCGCCUUUGGUCCUCUCUAAUGAAAGACACUGCCCCUUCAGGGCCGUUCCGCAGAAUGGCGUAUCAAGACUCCAUGAGCCGCUAUGGUUCCGAUAAGCCAGAUACUCGCUUCGGCAUGGAAAUCUCACGUAUCGACUACCUUCUACCCGUGGAUCUCGUGCAAAAGAUCUCACCCUUGACGACUCCAAUCGUCGAAGUAUUCAAACUCGAAAACAACGACAAUGACCCUGCAGCUAUGUCCGAUUUUAUCACUCAAUUCCUCGACUCCCCCGCUGGCGCGCCCUUCAACGAGAACCCAGAAGGCGGCCCCGGCAUCUUCGUCUACGACGCCAAGAAGCCUCUCUGCGGACUAACUCCCCUAGGCUUCGAAGCUGCAGAACAUCUGGAGGAGCUUCUGGAUCUGGAUCACGGGGACCUCAUUGUCCUGCAGGCCCGGAAACAAGGUCCCUUCGCCGGCGGUUCCACCCCUAUCGGCGACCUGCGCCGCGCUCUGCACUCCGCCGCCGUUUCCUCUGGGUUCAAGCCCGCGCCUACUGGUUUCGACUUCCUCUGGAUCGUCGAUUUCCCUCUCUUCUCGCCGUCCAGUGACGCUGAGCCGGGCCAGGGCGGAGCCGCAGGCAUCUCCUCCACCCACCACCCGUUUACGGCACCCAAAACCGCCGCGGACGUGGACCUUCUCCUCUCGGACCCUACCCGGGUCGUCGCCGACCACUACGAUCUCGUGGUCAACGGUGUCGAGCUCGGCGGCGGCAGUCGGCGUAUCCACGAUGCGGCCGUGCAGGAGUUGAUCAUGCGCGAUGUGCUCAAGAUGCCAGCGGAGCGAUUGGCGGAUUUCUCGCAUCUGCUCGAUGCCCUGCGCGCCGGAUGUCCACCCCAUGCUGGGUUGGCGCUCGGCUUCGACCGUCUCGUUGCUCUGAUGCUGGGGAAGGAGUCUGUGCGCGAUGUCAUUGCUUUCCCUAAGAUCGGGAAGGGCGGCGAGGACCAAAUGGUGAAGGCGCCCAGCCCGGUGACGAAAGAGGCUUUGGAGACGUAUCAUCUUCAACUCACUGGAGAGUAG
Aspergillus terreus NIH2624 is the source of this 1686-nucleotide messenger RNA. Its product is annotated as aspartate--tRNA ligase MSD1. Gene Ontology annotation, molecular function: aspartate-tRNA ligase activity; ATP binding. Gene Ontology annotation, cellular component: mitochondrion; cytoplasm. The transcript is spliced from 2 exons. Bases 1 to 1686 code for a protein of 561 amino acids. Lineage: Eukaryota; Fungi; Ascomycota; Eurotiomycetes; Eurotiales; Aspergillaceae. The record is from RefSeq and is a predicted model, not a curated record. Gene Ontology annotation, biological process: aspartyl-tRNA aminoacylation.